GGUUGCGACCGGUCGGCCCCACCGCCAGCGCACACGCCGCUCCGCACCGCCGACGUCGCGACGCACCCGUGUGCGAUACGCCGAACCGCACCGUCGCUGUCAUAAAACAUUUUCCUCCACAAAUUCGCGGCCUUAUCAAUGUGCUAAUAAUGUAUUAAUAAGUGCUACCGGACUUUACCAGUGAGUACGUACCGUGCCUAAUAUUGAUGCGUUGAAAGCUGUAAUUUGGAGCGUACUAUAUAUAAGGAUUCUGACCCAAAAGCGGUUAUUCAAACUGCUCGGGUGUGCGUCACACGCGGUAUGGAGACAGGGGCGGCGGUCGAGGAGUUCAUCACUAUAGUUCCGGUAGGCGAUAAUAAGCCUGCUGUGCAGGACUCUGCGUUCGUAACAGUGCUAACAGUGGGUGCUGCGGCUGGCGCCGCCAAAGUGACUGUAUGUAGACCACGCGGUGCACGUCUUGGAUUAGGACUUAAGUUUGAAGGUGGUUCUGCUGCCGCUGAGAGAGUGAGAAGACUUUUGGUACAAUCAUGUGCAGAAGAUAGCCCUGCUGCUAAGGCUUCUACGCCUUGGGGUAAACUUAUUCCUGGAGAUGAAAUCCUAGCUAUUGAUGGAAUAACUGUUUCCGAAUUGACAAGAAUUGAAUGUGUUCGUCGUCUAAAAGACUCAGAUGAAACUCUGGAACUUCUGGUACGACAUUUUGAAGUUGAAAAACCACUUGAGCUAAACAGAAUGGACCUAAAAGAAAAUGUAACAGAUAAUAAACAAAACUCCGAAAUAACAAGACCCAUGACAUUACCUCCGCCUGUUCCACCUCGGAAACUGGGAAAGAAAAACUCUUUCAAAGAUAAAUCUACUCUUCAAACUCUUGGCGAGCAAAAUACUCUACUCAACAUUGAUGCAUCUAAAGAAACUGAAAACGGCAAGGAUACGUUGCAUAGUUCUGUUACAACACAGCAUUCUGUUAUACCUAUGAUAAAUAAAUUAUCACGAAAAUCUUCCUUUGACAGUCACAUACAUAGGCAAAAUAAGGAAAGUAUUGCUUACUUAAGAAAAGGAUCACCUGAAGAAGUACGACGAUUAGUACGUAGACUAUCAGAUGGUAAAGCUAUACCUCCAGAGGCCGAAGUUUACAUAGAUUUGCUCUCUAAUGAAUGGGAACGUUGUCUCAUCUUAGCAGAUGCGGAGUCUGAUGACACUGGCAGUUCUAUUUCAACAGUUGUUGAUAGAUUAGGAUCAAUGGCAAGUUCUGUUGAAAAUAGUAUUCCAUCUACACCUAUAAUGCAGCCAAAGUCCAUAGAUAUUCAGAAAGUAUUAAAUAGUAUAGAAAACAUUGAUUCUGAUAUUCUAAAAGAUAUGACCAGCGCAAAACUCAUGGAAAUUGGUGACAAUUCUAGAAAAAGUGAGAAAAAACUACCAGAGAGCGGUAUGAAAAAUCAUGAAAUACCUAUUCAGAAUGCAGCUGGUGUAAUUGAAAAUACAAUAACAAAAAAGAUGGAACAGAAUGAUAAAAAUAAUAAUCUUACACAAAUUUCGAAACGUUACAAGGAAACAAACGAAUCUACGAAAAAAAAUGAUAAGCUUUCGAAGCAAGAAACUGUUUCGGAUAAACCUAAACCAAUGCCAAGGAAUACAAAAGUAGAACGAUCGGCUAGUGAGAAGAAACGUCGUCCAAUUCCCAUUCCAGAACUACUUUCAUCACCACUGUCCGAACCUCUUUUAACAGCAACAAAGAAAACAUGUAUUGAAUCUUGGUUGCAGAGAUCAGAAAUUGAAAUGAAUAACAAAUCGGAUGAUAAAGUAGAAGAGACCUCUGUACCAGAAGUACUUCCUCGCCUUAUUGAUUUUGUGCCUAAAACUCAAUACAAAGACAGCAGCAGCGACACUUCCACGUGCACACGACCAACAACAGCGCCACCACCGCCACCCGUAGAAACUAGAGAAGAUGGCUCUGGAGCAUCACUUGACACUAUAGGAGAGUUGGAUGAAUCUAGUGACGUCACCGACAGUGUGAAACCGACAACCGAUAACGAAUCGAAUAAACGAAAGCCGUUGUACGAAAGAAGUUUUUGGGAUGAUCGUGUCAGCAAAAGUGACGCCGAAGACAAAAGCCUUUCAAAUGAUGAAACUCCAUUGCCAUCCUGCCCACGGCAACCUCCUGAUGGCGUUGAGACACCUUCAGAUGUUAUUGAAAAAACUCCUGACUUACCUACUCGUCUACCACCACGGCUCUCGACUGGAACUGCCUGGAACAGCACUCCACAGCGUUCUCGGUUUUCUUAUUCAUCACGAACUCAAGAUGCAAGAAGUGAAGCUAGUGUAAAAGACAAGAUUGCUAUGUUUUCCACUGAUCUUGCUACGUCAUCGGAUCGUUUAGAUAAGUGUGGAACUUUACCAAUUAGAUCAAAUUCGACUUUAAGAAAGAAUUCAACUCCAUAUACAAAUGCAUACUCUGAAGUAUCAUCCCUAGACCGGCGCUUAACAAAAUCUCAAGACAACUUGGAUGAAACGCCGCGUUCGUAUAAACGAAACGCUGAUAGACCUGAAGUUCUAGGAGCUUUAGAAAACACAAUAACUGAAAAAAAUAUUAAGCGGUUUAAUCAACCAGAUAUAAUCAAUAAACCUCUAUUUUAUGGAAGCACUACUACAAUACCAUCAGAUGUAACGUUUACUCGUCCUUCGUAUCAUGUGCGAAGUAUUAGUGAUGACAACGGCAGCAAAAAUGCUUCAAAACAUAAAUCAAACUUAGAAUACUUGAUUGAGCAAAGGAAAAAAUCCAUGUCAAAACUGCGAGGUUUAGUUAUACCUGAAGUUCAAGCUCCUAUAGUUGAUUUGCCUGAGAUAAAAGUUUUAGAUUCGCUAUCAAAAACUUUCCUUUAUAACUCCUCCAAUAAAGAGACUAAAAAGGAAAUCAAUUUAAAUAAAUCCAAAUCUGUAACAUUAACAGAAAAUAAAUGGAAACCUAAUUUCAUACCGAAUAACAUUCCCAAAUAUUCUCCAGCAUUCAAACGAAAAUCAUUGCAAGUAUACAAUUCUUCUUUAUCAAAGGAAUCGACACCAGAACGUAAAUUAGGAGAAAUGGUAGAAGUAAUGAACAGAAACAAUAAUUACAGCAACUCUCCUGCUUUGAAACCAGUACGAAACACAUAUGAAUUUUCAAAAACCUCGUUUACAAAAUCAGGUUCAUUAUUUAAUAAGGACUUUUAUAAAAGUAAUAACACUAAUGGCAACAUACAGGACUUUAAAAAUGUUGAAAUUAAAAUAUGCACCACCACUGAUAUAGUAGAUAGUGACAAUGAUUCGGCCAUGAGCUCAACGCAAUCUAGUUAUCGUUCAUCAGCUUCUUCGCCUAUGCAUACCAUAGAAAAUAUAGAGUCAGAUAGUUCACGUCUCUCCCCAAGAAUUUCUCAUUACAAUACUUAUUCAAUUAUUAAAUGUGAAAUGCCCAAUAAAUGCAUUACUGAGAAGAAUUUUGAAGAUUACAAUAAGAGAAAGAUUUGCCGUUCUAUGUCUUCAGAUACAAAUAUAUCACUCAGCUCAUCAGCAGGCUCAGCAGCAACAUCAGGGUCACAAGCAAGUUGUAGUUCUCUAGAAAGUUCUGUCGCUGACUCAGACAAGAGAAAAGUUUCAAAAGUUUACAACGUGGAUACUAUUAAUAGGAGAAAUAUUGUUGCUUCGGCAAAAUGUAGGAGUGGAAGAGAUGUCAAGCUCAAAUCGCCGGUUGUUGAAACUAAAUUCUCGCAUGAGUCUCUUAACAGAUCUCCCAGUCCAACAAAUAAAACGUCUGAUCGCCUUUCUACACUCACAUCAUCAGUGAGUGCUUUAGCGACUAAAGGUGAAAACAGACGACGAAACAAAAUAUUUGUUGACAGUGAUUCUGACUCAGACAGUGAAGUAAACAUACGCCAGCGGAAAUCUGACUACAAAAAUACCCGAUUGAAACGCAAUUCAAGUUUAUCGAAUAAAAGCAAACAAAAUGAGAUAAAUCAAGAUGUAGAAAAAGCAGCAGAGGCACCAAAACCCGCUAACGAUGAAAUAGCAAAUGAAAUCAAUAAAGGCUGUCUAGAAUAUUGUGACAGCGUUAAACCCGUGUUUUUGCAAAAGAAAAAUAGUUUUGGUACCAGUCAAAGUAAUAAAGAAAUAAAACAAGUUGAAAAGCUCAUUGAAAACCGGAAUGGAGCUCUAUAUAGCGAGAAAAAUGAUCUUAAUAUUUCUGAUAGUGCAAAAAAAGCUAAAUUUGCAUCUAUUGUAACAAAAGAUGCUAAAAACAUCAGCAUACAUUCAAUAAAUCCUAAAAAUAAUGAAUUAUCUACGACCUUAACACAAACUUUCCGUCUUAUAAAAGGCGCCGGUACUGGUGUGGGUUUAAUAUUAGCUGGGGGUAUUGACUGUGAAGCUAAAGAUGUAACUGUACACCGAGUACUAGCAGAUAGUAUUGCUGCAAAAGCGGGAAUCAAAAGAGGAUCGAAAGUGACGAACAUAAAUGGCAAUUCAAUGUUAGGCUUGACACAUGCUCAGUCUGUUACUAUACUGAAGGAGCAGCGAUCAGAAGUUACAAUUGAAAUAGAAAAAGAAGUCCAACAAAAUGGAAAUCUUACAGCAUACGGCUCUGAACACGCGGAGUCGAACGGCGACCAAACUGAUGUAGCCACCAGAAAGGACGUUGACAAGAAAGGCCGUCCAGUAGUGACGGUCAUGUUAGAGAAAGCUGGUGGUGGAGCUGGUUUAGGUUUUGGCUUGGACGGAGGCCGAGACUCUCCUCAAGGCGAUCGUCCAUUAACAAUCAAAAAGCUCUUCGCAGGAGGUGCAGCAGCACAAAGCGGACGUAUCGUUGUUGGUGCAGAGCUCAUCUCCGCUGGUGGACAAUCUAUGGAAGGAUUUACAAGAACUCAAGCAUGGGCUGCUUUAAAAGCUUUGCCAGCUGGGCGAGUGGCCUUGGUUCUAAGAAACCCAAAUUCGUAAAAAAAAUAUGUAAACUACAGUCUAGUGCUUAAAAUAUUAUAGUUACUUAAGUAAUUACUUGAUUUUAAUUUAUUUCAUUGGGGAUUGAUUAAUGUGGCCGUCUCGCACGAAUUAAAAUUAUUCUUUUGUUUAAAACAUUUCUAAAGUAAGAUAUUACUUUAGAUGCCUAAAUGUGGAUUUGUGUAUCAUUUGCGUAGACAUUGCUAAAGGACUGAUUUAGGAGCGAAGGAGCUUUGAGGUUUUCGUUCAUUCUGAUGAUCUAUAAUAUUCAUUUUUUAGUCAGCAUUAGUAGAUGCAUUGUACAUAGUAUUUUAGUAAUGGUUUAAUUGACAAAUACCGUCUUACACAUAGCAUUAAUGCUAUAAAGACUAUAAAAAACAAUUUGUUAAAAAACUAUUAUAAUUUAUUGAUUUGGAAAUGUUUAUACUAGUCCCGGAGGCAAAUGCGAAGUUUGUAGAUAUGUUAUACUUUAUAAUUGUAUGCGGCUUACAUAUUUUUAUGUCGAUUUUAAUUUGGAAUCUGAUGUAUUGUAACAACAUGAUUUUUGUUAUUGCGUGCCAUUUUAAAUUUAUGUCGAAAGUUCUGCAAUUUUGAGCAUUUUAUAAAAUUGUUUAAAAUGUAUUUUUUGUAAUAAUAUACAGUAUACACCUUGAAAUAGCAAUACAUAUCCGUGAAUUUCAUGUUCUUAGUCUAGUUAACUUACAAAGUAACCUAUUUUUUUUAAACAUCUAAAAUACUUUUACAAAACAUAGUUUUAGUAAAUGCAUGUGAAUAGGUAAGUGAGAUAAUAAAUGCCCUUUUAUUGCUUUGUUGUAGACGUACAUUCAAAUUUUUAAGUUAACAUGUACAACAUCUUCUGUCGUGUUAUAUAAGAUAUAUCCCGGUUACUUGCCAUGAAUAUUUUUUAUUAGCCUUACCACUAAUUAUAUCAUUUUACAGUUAGGUUAAUAUGUUUGUAAAUAGCUUCGAUUGUUUGUUGUAUUAUUAAUAAAAUUUAAUAUUUUUUUACUACAUCAUAGUAACUAUAUGCCUUUUUAUAAUAAAAUUUCAUUAAUAUCGUCAUCAGUUCAUAGA
Molecule: messenger RNA, 6033 nt
Organism: Pararge aegeria (speckled wood butterfly)
Lineage: Eukaryota; Metazoa; Arthropoda; Insecta; Lepidoptera; Nymphalidae
Gene: bbg
Exons: 8
Coding region: 301-4959 (1552 amino acids)
Molecular function (GO): protein binding
Source: RefSeq, a predicted model, not a curated record